AUGCCUUUUGUCCGCCACUCCCCGGUCCGCCAUCAACCCGCCAUGACCCCUGGUUCGUUGGAGGACGCUGGCGAUGCGUCGUUCCACAAUGAUACAUUACUCGAUGACCAACACGACGGUGUUCCCCCCCUUGGCCCUAGGGGCAACCUCGAUGACCGUAAUGUGGACACUAGGCGACGUCAUCGCGACCACACCCCCCUGCCCCCUCCGCCCACUCUUGAUGAUCAGCGGAUCAUGGAUGACCAGCGCGGCAUCAACUCCAUGGUUAACAAUGCCAUCCAGGAGUUCGGCACAGUCAACUUCCUCUCGGCCGAUGGUUCCAACUUUCGGGCCUGGACCCGCGACAUCGAAAUGAUUGCCCUGAGUUUCUUGCAGGACAAGGACUUCUUCAAUUCCCCCUGCGCCCGUCCGAGGUUGGAGCCUGCUGGCAGGCGAAUCCUUCUUGGCGUCAUCGACAGCUCCCUUAAACACGAACUCUACUCCAAGGAAUCCAGCUACAAGAUGAUGGAGGCUAUCAAGGCCCGUUUCAGCUCGGUCAGCAAGGCUCGCAUGCUCACCAAAUGGCGCGAACUGCUUCGUAUCCAAGUGGAUAUGACCUCUAACCCUGCAAGUGUGGCCACCCAGUACAAAGCAAUUGUUGAUGAGCUUGGCGACAUGGGGGUCUACCUGGCCUAUGAUGAUCUUCUCCCUCUUAUACUUCACGACUCCAUCCCUCAGGGUUCCAAUCUUCGCCAGGAGUUCGAUCGAAGGAUUGAUGCAGAAUUCGCGCUGAACGGCCGACAGGUCAUCACCUUUGAGAAGACUUGGCGAAUUCUUAGUGAGGCUAUCUGUCAGGUUCGCGCUGUCGACUCCCUCGACAACCUUCAACGCUUACCCCACGUCAUGGCUGCCGAACAAGCUCCACGCCCUCGUGAGGAGCGCUCUGCUUCCAUUAUCAGUCACCCCGAUAAUGUGUAUGCUCUGGCCGGCAAUCCUCAACAGAAUCGCCGUAUCUGUUUCCGCUGUCGCUCUCCUAAUCAUCUCAUUGGCCAGUGCACUGCUCCGGACCCUGCGACCCGUCCUCCAAACCAACAACCACGCUCUCAGGCCCAACAUGGUCCCAUCCCUCCGGGCUUCCAGGCUUACUAUCCCAUCAUCGCCCCAACUGGUGCGGUCCCGAUGUACUAUCCUCCCCGCCUUAACCAGCAAAAUCCCAAUUCUAUUCCUGUUCAACGCGGUCGCAUGGAUUCCUACCGCCCCCAAUACGGCCAGCAAUCCAACCGUCCUUCCGCCCGUGCUGCUGAACCUGCUGGUGUUCCCCCCUCUGACCCUUCUUUUAACAACCUCGAUGUUUCCGCUAAUCCGGCUGGCGAUUCGAACCCACAAGACGCUCUGUUUGACACUGGUGCCUCUCACCACUUGACUGGUGAUAACGCGGGGGUCCAUGGCUUUUACUGGGGCCAAUGGAACGAUGGUGAUUCUUAA
Molecule: messenger RNA, 1464 nt
Organism: Puccinia graminis f. sp. tritici CRL 75-36-700-3
Lineage: Eukaryota; Fungi; Basidiomycota; Pucciniomycetes; Pucciniales; Pucciniaceae
Exons: 2
Coding region: 1-1464 (487 amino acids)
Source: RefSeq, a predicted model, not a curated record